Molecule: messenger RNA, 1599 nt
Organism: Trichechus manatus latirostris (Florida manatee)
Lineage: Eukaryota; Metazoa; Chordata; Mammalia; Sirenia; Trichechidae
Product: cytochrome b-c1 complex subunit 1, mitochondrial
Exons: 13
Coding region: 21-1463 (480 amino acids)
Cellular component (GO): mitochondrion
Molecular function (GO): metal ion binding
Source: RefSeq, a predicted model, not a curated record
GCCCUGACGUGAGCAAGAAGAUGGCAGCGUCCGCGGUCUGCCGGGCGGCUGGCGCCGGUGCGCGGGCCCUGUUGCACGCCCGUGGCUCGCCGGCCCUGCUGAGGGCGCCUGCCCUACGGGGCACGGCCACCUUCGCCCAGGCGCUCCAGAACGUGCCUGAGACGCAGGUCAGCCUGCUGGACAACGGGCUGCGCGUGGCUUCGGAGCAGUCUACCCAGCCCACCUGCACGGUGGGAGUGUGGAUUGAUGCUGGCAGCCGGUACGAGACUGAGAAGAACAAUGGGGCAGGCUACUUUGUGGAGCAUCUGGCGUUCAAGGGAACAAAGAAUCGCCCUGGCAGUGCUCUGGAGAAGGAGGUGGAGAGCAUGGGGGCCCACCUUAAUGCCUACAGCACUCGGGAGCACACAGCUUACUACAUCAAGGCGCUGUCCAAGGACCUGCCGAAAGCUGUGGAGCUGCUGGCUGACAUCGUGCAGAACUGUAGCCUGGAAGACUCGCAGAUCGAGAAGGAGCGUGACGUGAUCCUGCGGGAGCUGCAGGAGAACGAUGCGUCCCAGCGGGAUGUGGUCUUUGACUACUUGCAUGCCACUGCGUUCCAGGGCACGCCCCUGGCCCAAGCUGUGGAGGGUCCCAGUGAGAACGUCAGGAAGCUGUCGCGUGCAGACCUGACAGAGUACCUCAGCAGGCAUUACAAGGCCCCUCGAAUGGUGCUGGCAGCAGCUGGAGGGGUGGAGCACCGUCAGCUGCUUGACCUUGCCCAGAAGCACUUCAGCAGUGUUUCUGGGACGUACGCGGAGGACACCGUGCCCACUGUUGAGCCGUGCCGCUUCACUGGCAGUGAGAUCCGCCACCGCGAUGAUGCCCUGCCCCUGGCCCAUGUGGCCAUUGCAGUGGAGGGGCCUGGCUGGGCCAACCCGGACAACGUGGCCCUCCAAGUGGCCAAUGCCAUCAUCGGCCACUAUGAUUGCACCUAUGGUGGCGGCAAGCACCUGUCCAGCCCACUGGCUUCAGUUGCUGCGGCCAACAAGCUGUGCCAGAGCUUCCAGACCUUCAACAUCUGCUACGCAGAAACGGGGCUGCUGGGUGCGCACUUUGUCUGCGACCGCAUGACCAUUGAUGAUAUGAUGUUCUUCCUGCAAGGCCAAUGGAUGCGCCUAUGUACCAGUGCCACAGAGAGUGAGGUGGCACGGGGCAAGAACAUCCUCAGAAAUGCGCUGGUAUCUCAUCUGGAUGGCACCACCCCUGUGUGUGAGGACAUCGGACGCAGCCUUCUGACAUACGGCCGCCGCAUUCCCCUGUCUGAGUGGGAGAGCCGAAUUUCGGAAGUGGAUGCCAGGGUAGUACGUGACGUUUGCUCCAAGUACUUCUAUGACCAGUGUCCAGCAGUGGCUGGAUUUGGCCCCAUCGAGCAGCUCCCAGACUACAACCGGAUCCGUAGUGGCAUGUUCUGGCUGCGCUUCUAGGCAGGAAGCCUGUGCAGGCAAGAGGGCGGGGCCGAGGCGCAUGGUCCCCCCCACCACACAUGCCAGCCUGGCUCCUCAUAUCCUCACAAGAAGGGGGUGUGCUGCACGUUAGCACCAAUAAAGUCCAGUGUUGAGA